Limulus polyphemus (Atlantic horseshoe crab) is the source of this 678-nucleotide messenger RNA. RefSeq names its product somatomedin-B and thrombospondin type-1 domain-containing protein-like. The record is from RefSeq and is a predicted model, not a curated record. NCBI's taxonomy places the organism in Eukaryota, Metazoa, Arthropoda, Merostomata, Xiphosura, Limulidae. The transcript is spliced from 3 exons. The coding region runs from base 110 to 565 and encodes 151 amino acids.
GCCGAGAGGGAAAGUUCAAAACGCACGUGCUACAGGACAAGCCACUCACUUGCUCUCCAAGUUUCGGCGUUGUCGCAGGCACAGCCAGUAUACACAGGCCUGACCCACAAUGGUCAUCAAAGAACAGGUCUUCGGACUUCUCCUAACGGCCUUCCUGGUCAUCGUACCAGUGUGCGCAAAUGGUUCAUGUCGUAAGGCCAACCUUUGUUGUCCAGGUCGGGACAGUUCCUGUGUCGUCCAAAAGGCUCCAGUCAAUUCUAUCAUAGAGGACCUCACCGAUCGGCCUUGCUACUGUGACCACGCAUGCCUAAAGGUUGGAGACUGUUGUGAGGACUUCAAGGAGGCCUGCAGAGUGGUCAACUGUGAAGUUUCCAACUGGGGCCCGUGGUCCAAGUGUGAUGCUGACUGUGGACCAGGAAUGAUGAGUAGACAGCGUUUCAUCCUGAAGAGUCCUCAGAACGGAGGAGAACAUUGUCCGGAUCUGGUCCAGAAACGCGGCUGUGCUGGUACAAGAUGUGAAGGUACCAGUCGCAACGAAAAAGCCCUCAAAGCUCAGCCGGCUUGAUGAGCCAUGGUAUUACACGAAAGAUCUCAUCGGCAGUGGAUAUGGCAGAUGUAAUGUGGGUGACAUAUUAUAAGAUUUUUUUUCACUCAUGGACUCUUAGAAAUAAAUACAUA